GUCUUGUAUCGCCCUUCUACCUGAACUUCAGAGUACGUUUCUUCAUCUCUGAUCCCAACUCUUUGCAACACAAGCAGACGAGGCACCUUACUUCCUCCAAAUCAGGAGUGACAUUAGAGAAGGAAGGUUGCAGUGUCCGAUGAGUGCAGCUGUGGUGCUGGCCUCUUACGCUGUGCAGUCAGAGUUUGGGGAUCACUGCGCAUCUCAGCUUCCCGGUUACUUGUCGAAGUGCCACUUCAUCCCUGAGCAGGAUGAAGAUUUUCUGUCCAAAGUGGAGGAUCUGCAUCCACACCACAAGGGACUGAAGCAGAGUGAGGCAGAACUGUGUUUUCUUAACACAGCACGCACGUUGGAGUUGUACGGAGUGGAGUUACACGCUGCCAUGGUAGAUCCUAACGAUGCCCCUCUGAUGGUGGGUUUGGCUUCAAGUGGUGUUGCAGUGUUUUGCAAUAUGAUUUGUUCCAGUUUUUUCCCCUGGGGGAACAUCAUCAAGAUUUCAUUUAAGAGGAAACGCUUUCUUAUUCAUCUAAAACGUAAACAUGGAGAGACACAGGACUGUGUGGUGUCUCUGGAUCUGCCCUGCCCCAAGACCUGUAAAAACCUGUGGAGGUCCUGUGUGGAUCAUCACUCCUUCUUCAGCUCCAAUCGGACCAGUAGGAUCCCCAAAGACAACAACAGCACCAUUCAGUUUUACAGCAAGAUGAUAACGCAGCACCUGGGCCUGAGUAACAGCAAAACAGAGAGUGGUCCAGUUUGUCGGCGUGUAGUGGGCGGGAUGGUGUGGAAUCCGGUCCAACAUAGGUCGUUGUCAUCAGAGAAUCUUGAGACCAAGAGUCUGCCCUCCAGAUCGCCCCCAACCACACCAAACUGGCGAAGUCCUCGAGUUCGCCAUGGCAUCAGUAAACCCCGCCCCUCCUCAAUGGAACUGAUCAGUGAUCUGAAAGACAUGGUGGAGGGAGAGGAUGUCUUCUACACCUACAGAGCCUCUGUCAGCAGCAAGGACAGCGAAGGAGAAGCCUCAGCACCCAAGCUUUCUGGCACAUAUAACCAGGAUGAGUCCUUGUCGCCAGUUGAUGAUAUCAGCACAGGAGAGGAAGAUGGUGAUACUAGUUCACACUAUUAUGAAAAGGGUGCCCUUGGUGACGGUGACCUGUUGCUAAUACGUAUUACUCCAGAUAAUGACGGCAAGUUUGGCUUCAAUGUUAAAGGUGGCGUUGAUCAGAAGAUGCCUCUGGCCAUAUCACAUGUUAAGCCUGACUCCCCAGCAGGUCGAUGUGACCCCAAACUUAUGGAGGGAGACCUGGUUGUUCUCAUCAACGGUCGAGACAUUUCUGAACACACACAUGACCAAGUUGUGAUGUUUAUUAGAGCCAGCAGAGAGUCGCAUUCCAGAGAGCUGGCCUUGCUUAUCAGACGUAAAGGUCCCGGACGGGUGGCACCCCUGCUGCAGCUUCCUCCCGCCCUCUCACUCACUAGCCAAUCCCAGGGGGACAAGCCGCACUCACCUGGCCAGUCAGAGCAGGUCACAACGCUGGAGGAAUCAAUGCGACAGCUGGAGAGAGGAAUACAGUCCGGCACGCUCUGUUUCCACUUUGAGAACUUAUACAGGAGGAAACCCGGCAUGUCACUAAGUUGUGCUCGGCUUCCUGAGAACACAGACAAGAAUCGAUACAGGGAUGUUUUACCUUAUGACACUACCAGAGUCGUGCUUCAGGGCCAGGACUACAUCAACGCCAGCCACAUCACGGUGGCGCCCCCAGUGUCUGGUGUGUGUUUACGUUAUAUUGCGGCUCAGGGUCCAUUGCCACAGACCUGCACUCACUUUUGGCAGAGUAUCUGGGAGCAGCAAAUACAUACCAUCAUCAUGCUUACAACUCUGACAGAAAGGGGACGGACCAAGUGCCACCAGUACUGGCCACAUCCACCGGAAGUGAAGAAUUAUGAGCACAUGCAGGUAAAGUGUCAUUCAGAGGAGUGCAACCUGGCCUAUGUGGUGCGACAGUUCACCCUGACCCACAAACAGCGUGGCGAAGAACGCGCAGUCACACACCUGCAGUAUGUAGCGUGGCCGGACCACGGCGUACCCGAUGACCCUUCAGACUUCCUGUUGUUCAUCAGCUCUGUCAGGGAGAGGAGGAUAGCUGAAGAGCCGCUGAUGGUACACUGCAGUGCGGGGAUUGGACGGACAGGUGUUCUCAUCACCACGGAAGCAGCUCUGACUCUGCUGGAUGAGGGUCGGCCAGUGUUCCCACUGGACAUAGUGAAAACACUGAGAGACCAGCGAGCCAUGAUGGUUCAGACCACGUCUCAGUUCCAGUUUGUGUGUGAGGCUAUUCUGCGAGUCUACAAAGAGAAGCUGGAGGGAUCUGCAGCGCCGCCGUCGUCCUAAUCAUCUAUGUAAACACAACUAGAGCUGCAAGCGACUCCCAGAGGACACGCUGUAGUUUCACACCUACGGGACCAUCAAAUAGAGUGAAUAACGAGCAUGUCUUCGGAGCACAGCUGUCUGGUGUCUGUGCAGCCUAUAUUCACGGACAGAAUAUGAAACCUACGCCUUGUCGGCCUCAGUUUUUGCUGAUCCUGCAUUAAGCUUCUAGAAGCUGCGGUCUCCAUAGAGACCGAGAUAAGACUGAUCUGAGCUGCUAAUUUUUAUCCAAGAGGCCACUCAGAAGCGACGCCUCUGCUGAUUGUGCGACCCUCUGCGGAAACAUGCCUUUGACACCUCGUAGUCUACGGAAGAAAAGGGGGCAGCAGAGGUGGAUCAGUGUGAUCUGUGCUUCAGCUACGUGUCCUUAAGCGAGAAGCACGGCGGGCUUUAGAUCUGUAUGGCAGAUGAGUUCGCUGUGCAUCACAUGCUGUCUGCUAGAGGAACACAACCUACUGUUCAUCACUCUUUAAAUUAUUGAAACACACUGAAUAAACGCACUGAUUCAAUGA
Messenger RNA from Thalassophryne amazonica, 2937 nucleotides. RefSeq names its product protein tyrosine phosphatase non-receptor type 3 (gene ptpn3). Gene Ontology annotation, molecular function: protein tyrosine phosphatase activity; protein binding. Gene Ontology annotation, cellular component: cytoplasmic side of plasma membrane; cytoskeleton; cytoplasm. Gene Ontology annotation, biological process: protein dephosphorylation. The transcript is spliced from 22 exons. The coding region runs from base 140 to 2389 and encodes 749 amino acids. NCBI's taxonomy places the organism in Eukaryota, Metazoa, Chordata, Actinopteri, Batrachoidiformes, Batrachoididae. The record is from RefSeq and is a predicted model, not a curated record.